GGACGCGUACUGUCUAGAGUGGGGGCUUCUGCUUUUGCAGCUGGUCUGCUGUGUGUGUGCUGCUGGGCCGGGCAACUUGUACUGUGCAGCUGACGCGUGGCUGCACACCCUGCCUGGUGACCCGAUCUCAGCGAGCUCGCCCGGCUCUGGUCACAGUGCUGACUCCGAGACAACAAACCAAUCAUGACAACAGAAACGGGUUCUGAUUCAGAAUCCAAGCAGGAUCAGGAGAAAGACAAGAAGGGCACAGGUGUAACAGAACCAGGACAGCAGCCUGAUGAAGAUCAUCAGAACGCAGUAGAACAUUUCCCAGCUGCUGCUGCUCACAGUACGCCCCUGAAAAGUGAAAAGAACUCGGACAAAGACUGGGAUAAAGAGGCUGCUGCUGCAAAACAACUUGAGUAUCAACAACUUGAAGACGACAAAGUCUCUCAGAAAUCAGUUUCUAGCAAACUUUCAAAGUCUCCUUUGAAAUCUACCAAAAGGCCCAAAAACAUGCAGGCUAAAGUCAUACUUCUUGAUGGCUCUGAAUAUUCAUGUGAUGUAGAGAAACGGUCCCGAGGUCACGUCCUCUUUGAUAAAGUGUGUGAACAUUUAAACCUACUGGAAAAAGAUUAUUUUGGCCUAGUUUACAGAGACUCUGAAAAUCAAAAGAACUGGUUGGACCCUGCUAAAGAAAUCAAGAAACAAACACGAAAUGGUUUUUGGCAGUUUUCUUUUAAUGUAAAAUUCUAUCCGCCUGAUCCUUCUCAACUUUCAGAAGAUAUAACCAGGUAUUAUCUCUGCUUGCAGCUGCGGGAUGACAUUGUUUCUGGCCGUCUCCCUUGUUCCUUUGUUACCCUUGCUCUCCUGGGAUCUUAUACUGUGCAGUCAGAACUUGGUGACUAUGAGCCUGAGGAGUAUGGUAGUGACUAUGUUAGUGAAUUUCGCUUUGCACCAAACCAGACAAAAGAAUUGGAAGACAAAGUAGUUGAGCUGCACAAAAGUUACAGAGGGAUGACUCCUGCUGAAGCUGAAAUGCACUUCUUGGAAAAUGCCAAAAAAUUGUCAAUGUAUGGAGUGGAUCUACAUCAUGCUAAGGAUUCUGAAGGCGUUGAAAUUAUGCUGGGUGUUUGUGCCAGUGGACUCUUAAUAUACCGUGAUCGGCUACGGAUUAAUCGGUUCGCCUGGCCGAAGGUUCUAAAAAUUUCAUAUAAGAGGAAUAAUUUUUACAUCAAGAUCCGCCCUGGCGAGUUUGAACAGUUUGAAAGCACUAUUGGGUUUAAGUUGCCAAACCACAGGGCUGCAAAACGUUUAUGGAAAGUGUGUGUUGAACAUCAUACUUUCUUUAGGUUACUGCUGCCAGAGGCACCUCCCAAAAAAUUCCUCACCUUAGGAUCCAAGUUCCGCUACAGUGGGAGGACUCAAGCGCAGACGAGAAGAGCAAGUGCUCUAAUCGAUCGACCGGCACCCUAUUUUGAACGUUCUUCAAGCAAGCGCUACACAAUGUCCCGAAGCUUAGAUGGGGCAUCAGUGAAUGAAAACCAUGACUUGUACAUGAAGGAUUCUGUGUCUGCCACAGAGGUGGGCAUCGGCCCAUACAUCACAGCAAAGGGUAUCUCUCUAACCAACUUGAUCACAACGGUAACUCCUGAGAAAAAGGUUGAGGAAGAGAAAGAUGAGGAGGAAGAAAAGCGCAAGAAAGUAGAAGUAAUCACUACUGUUACUACAUUACGCCAUGAUACUAAGCCAUCUUGUUUUGCAACUGACUCAUUUCAUUCCCCUCCAUCCCCACGUUCUAGCCCCUCUGCAUCUUCAAUACGUUUGCGUAGGAGAUGUAAGGAGAACGCUCGUAUAUCAUUGGGAUGUGAGCCAGUUGCAGACAUGGUUCAGAUGUCCAAUGAGCCUGAGUGGGACUCUGAGCAAAAAGGGAGGUUAUACCCUGAUGAAGACGAGAUAGCUAUGAGCUAUAAGCAGCAAGCUGGCAGAGGCGGGACGCUGUUUUCCUUCUCCUUGCAUCUUCCAGACUCAUUUCCCUCUCUCUUGGAUGACGACGGUUAUCUUUCCUUCCCUAACAUUUCUGAAGCCAAUUUCCUGCCUGAAAAUUUGCAACAUUACCUUCCAAUCCAGUCACCUUCCCUCGUUCCAUGCUUCCUUUUCAUCUUUUUCUUUCUGCUCUCUGCCUCUUUCUCUGUGCCAUAUGCCCUCACGCUCUCCUUUCCUUUGGCUAUGUGCCUCUGCUACCUGGAGCCCAAGGCGGUCUCCUUGAGUGCCUCAGUUGACAAUGACCUGAGUGACAGUUCAGAUGAUGAGACUGACAGUGAACAGACGGAUACAGCAGCUGAUGGUGAAACUACUGCCACUGAGUCGGAUCAAGAAGAAGAUGCAGAUGCAAAAACUCAGAAUAGUCUCAUUAAGCGAAUAAAGGGUGAAAAUGUAUAUGUCAAACAUAGUAAUCUAAUGUUAGAGGAGUUUGAUAGGAAUCAAGAAGAUAUGAUGAAACAUCAGACUAAUAUUAGUGAGCUGAAAAGAACAUUUUUGGAAACUUCAGCAGACACCGCAGCUGCCAGUGAGUGGGAGAAACGGCUCUCUUCCUCUCCAGUCCGACUUGCGGUGAGACAAGAAGAAUCUCCUAUGAUUGAACCACUUGUGCCUGAAGAGACCAAAGAAGAAAGAGAAAAAGCAGAAAGACGUGCUUCUUUGGAAAGGACAAGCUAUUCUAUGUUAGAAUCUCAGCCAGGGGACAUAGUGAAGAAACUUCAGGAAGCAAGAGCCACCAGCCCUGUGGUUACUUCUCAUCAAAUCAUUAUGCAGAAAACUAUCCCAUCAUCCCCAGAGGGCACUGAGGAUUGGGUUAUUAUAGACAAAGUACCCACUAAGGUAGUUGAUGGAGAAACAAAAAGCGUUAUCACUUACAAGGUGACAACUGUGAGCAGUGACAAACCAGCUGGAACAUUUAAAACCAGUCCUAGUGCAACUCCGAGUCUGGAUGCCUUGAAAAUGGAAAUGAAAGCAAGAGAGGAGGAAAGCAGACAGAAAAUGUAUACAUUAGGAAAGUCUUACGAUGCUGUGUCUGGCAGAAUUGUAACUAUGACAAGUAAAGGUAAAGAAGGUGAAAAAGUAUCACUGCCCUCGUCUAUUGAAGAGAGUCAAAAGCUGCAAAAGGACAUUUCUGAUUCUGUGAAAGUAACUGCAGUUGCAGGAGAGUAUGAGAUCCUAGAACGCAUUAGCGAUGAUACGGAAAGGAAAACCCCAGAGGGACCAACCAUAAAUCGAAGAGUGUCAGAGUCACUGGCGACUAUUAAAGAGUCUGACUCUCAGCUGGCAAGUCCCAUAGAAGAGGGUGUGAAAAAGGUCCAGGAUGUAGACAUGGGAGUGAAGUUGAUUGAAGGUGUGAUCACUGAGAAGAGUACAGGAUAUGCAGAUUAUGACAUCAUUAAAACAGAAGAUCCAGGUUGGAAAGAUAAGAAGCUAUCUGAAUGGCGAUACACAAGAGAUCAACCAUUUACAAUAGCUACUGCUCACUAUGUCACUGAAUCGUCUGCAUCAAAAGUGGUGACCAAACAAUCCUCUGGUGACAAACUCAUGGAUGGUUCUGAUAUCUACAGUUUAUUAGCAUCUACAAGAAAGCCAUCUGAGUUCAUAGAAGGGGUUACAGCUACUUCAGAAAACUGGGCUCAGAAAAUUGAGACAAAAACAGAAUGGGAGUCGAGUGGCACAAGAACUGUACUAGAGGACAAAGAGCAGGCAACAAAAGAGAAGGUUGUGCAGGGGAUAAUCAGUUUGGAGGAGAUGGGGAAUAUGCAUGCCAGCACGCAUGCCGCUCACCUUGCUGCAGAGCAUUUAGAUGGUACAGCUCAGGCAAACACAAUCAUUGCUUCUGGCUUGAGAGGGAGUGAGGGUGCUGCACUAACAGAGGAAACAGUUAAAGAGGAAGAUGGGGCUUUUGAUGUUACUGCAGCUAGUUUUGCUCAGGAGGAUCAGCAUGGCACAAAGACUUAUGACUCAGAGUUAUUGGAUGGCAAGCCUCAUGAGGAGUCACCCCUUGUGAAAACGGAGAUCAUCACUUUUGGUACUAUUGCAGAAGGAGAGAAGCCUGAUAUUGCUACCAAGGAUGUACCUGUAAUACAUACAGAAACAAAAACCAUUACAUAUGAAUCAUCAGAGAUGGUGUCCCGCCCUGACACAGAUCCUGGUGUAUUAAUGAGCGCUCAAACAAUUACUUCAGAAACUCUUGGCACUACAACUACUACACACAUUACCAAAACUGUGAAAGGAGGCAUUUCAGAGACCAGAAUUGAAAAGCGAAUAGUGAUUACUGGGGAUGCUGACAUUGACCACGAUCAGGCGCUGGCUCAGGCAAUUAAAGAGGCCAAAGAGCAGCACCCUGACAUGUCAGUGACCAAAGUAGUGGUACAUAAAGAGACAGAGAUCACACCUGAAGAUGGGGAGGACUGACCACAGGAAUAAUGUAGCUUGAAAACAAGCUCAGUCAUGUACACCAUUAGGAAUACAAGCACCUCUGCGGACCGACAGAUAGAACCUGGCUGACUUCUGUCUGGGGAAAAUUACAGUCCUGAGGGAUUUAGCUUGACUAUUUAUAAAGACAUCGACAGACAUAUCUUCCCAUUAAAAGCAAUGCCGUUCAGCAUAAUUAAAUCAGUAUUGCAUGAAGCAAAUAUAAAAAGGCAGCAUUUUUUAUUUUACAUGUCAUAAGUUACCAGUUAUAUCUGCACGUACACAAACCACAAUAUUACAAUACGAGAACUUAAUGUAUUACAUAAACAGUCCAUGCCUUCUUCUGAACAAAGUGUAAUUUGUUAGGUGAUAAGCCUUUGUUUACAAAUGAAAUGAUAAUUACCAUAAAAUACUAGACGUAGCAUAGGUACUGAGUAUUUUGUUCUAAGACACCUUACACGUGCCAAUAACACACUUAAUUUUGAGUACACAACUUGAAUAUUGCAUUUGUUUUCCCCAGUUUUAUUACAAUGACCCAAUUAAAACAGAAUCCCUUAAACUUGUGAGACUAAAUGCUGAUGAAGUGUACUUUGUAUAUCCCAUUUAAUGACACAUGGGAUAAUGAAUAUUUUAGUAUUUUAACUUGAAAUCAAUAUUUUUUUUAUGUUGUUAAGUUGAACCCGUCUGACUGAAAAUCAGCAUUGGCAAUCUUAGAUAUGUACAUUACGUGUAUUUCCUCGAAAGAACAUGUGUACGCCCUUAGUUUUAAUAUGUGACUCUUUGGCAUCACACUGUUCUGUUAUGUUGGUUUUUUGUAUUGUUGAAUUUCUUUACAUUGUCGGUGACAAAUGUCUCAUUUUAGAAUCUACUCUGCAUCUAAUAUCUAGUUGAAAGCUAAGCCUUAACCUGUACAGAAACCCCACCUUAUAUAUAUUGUCCGAAUCCUGCAAAUAAUUCCAUUACACUGUCUGCUGCAUCACACACAUGGCGAAUGUUUGUUUCUGCAUAGUGAAGUUCAAAUGUAUUGACCUUGUUGGGAAAACAGUAUAAUAUGCUUUUCUAGUCUGCACCAGCCAUGGUUUCCAGUCAAAACAAAUCAGAAUAUAAAAUAGGAAAUCUCUUGGACAUCUAGUAAAAUGAGUUUUGCAGAUAAUCAGAUUAAAUGAAGGAGUUUUUAUCUUGCUUUUGUUUGUUGACCUUAUGAUUGCAUCUAAGCCCUCACUAUUUCUUUUUUGCCAAUAAAUGCUGUACAUCACACCUUA
Messenger RNA from Pseudophryne corroboree (corroboree frog), 5699 nucleotides. RefSeq names its product erythrocyte membrane protein band 4.1 like 3 (gene EPB41L3). The record is from RefSeq and is a predicted model, not a curated record. Lineage: Eukaryota; Metazoa; Chordata; Amphibia; Anura; Myobatrachidae. Bases 184 to 4437 code for a protein of 1417 amino acids. The transcript is spliced from 27 exons. Gene Ontology annotation, biological process: cortical actin cytoskeleton organization. Gene Ontology annotation, molecular function: structural molecule activity; actin binding. Gene Ontology annotation, cellular component: plasma membrane; cytoskeleton.